This is a messenger RNA of Salvelinus namaycush (lake trout), 1740 nucleotides long. Its product is annotated as small integral membrane protein 10-like protein 2A. The transcript is spliced from 2 exons. The record is from RefSeq and is a predicted model, not a curated record. Lineage: Eukaryota; Metazoa; Chordata; Actinopteri; Salmoniformes; Salmonidae. The coding region runs from base 196 to 396 and encodes 66 amino acids.
AGUCACACUGUUAAUGUUCCGUUUGACCAAAACUGGAAAAGAAGGGUGGAUUUAUCGUUUGGGGUGGGGUACCUCGUCAAAAGACGAAAAUAUGAAUGUUAAAAACUCCAGACAACGAUGGCAGUAUGCACUGUUGUAUCUUCUUAACUUGUAAAUAAGAUUCCGGUGGAUAAUCGCCGUUGCAGACAUUGUCUUAUGGCGGGUCUGUCUUAUUUAGUGUUCCGUUUUUCGGGGUCCGCUGGUCGGACUUAUGGGGUGUUUUCUAAAGGAUUGACGAGGACUUUGUUGAUAUUUUUUGAUCUCGCUUGGCGACUGCGAAUCAGAUUCCCAUACCUCUAUCUCAUCGCUUCGAUGAUGUUCAAUGUGCGAUUACAGGUCCAUAUUGAGAUUCACUGAGUGUAGCUACAACUGCCACAAUUGAGGACCCAACACCCCUGACUCUGCUCAUUUGUGGGCAUCCUCAGUCAGAACUUUCCAAAGAGACCCUGCAGACCUCACACAAUCAACAAUGUGGAAGAGGGCACUAGUAUCAGGGGCCAGUAUGACAAUGCGCAAUGUUACACGACCGUUGUCUCAGCCACCCCUUGUCAUAGGAACCCAGUGCCUUUGCUUGGGAAGGACACCAUGAUGAUGUCAUUAACAAUGGCCGCUGGGGUGUGCUGAGAUUUGUGAGGUUGUACUGGGAUAUAUCUCUCACAGCCACUCGCCACCAGAGAUUCUUGAGCUACCCAUCUGGUCAGAGGAGACAUAGGAAAGGAUGACCAGUGGAAUUCGACACUGCCUUUUUGUCGCAGACCACAAGGAGGACUGAGAAACAAAAAUUACAAUGACAACAAUGUAAUGAAUGUUUUUGGAAACUUUCUUAUUUCUUCUUCCUCUUAGAGUUCUGCUUGAUGUGUUCAUCAGUGCACAUCUGUAAUUGUCUCCGAAGGAAAAACUGGAAACUUGUCAUAUAGUUCCCCUCAUAAUGAAACACAGUAUCCACUAGCUUACAUCUCCACCGCAUGACAUAAACCAGUGCAUGUUUUCUAUUCUCAGUGGUUUGGGCAUUUUUUUUGAGCGGUUUUGAAAAAGUUUGUUGGCCAAUGGAAAGAUGGUGCAGUGAGUUGGAAAGUGGAAGAGGAGAAAUUUCUGUGUAGGUCAGCAGGGCUACUGUUACAACCUUUCAGUGUAGCUCAGCAGAGCUACUGUUACAACCUUUCAGUGUAGCUCAGCAGGGCUACUGUUACAAACUUCCAGUGUAGGUCAGCAGGGCUACUGUUACAACCUUUCAGUGUAGCUCAGCAGAGCUACUGUUACAACCUUUCAGUGUAGCUCAGCAGAGCUACUGUUACAACCUUUCAGUGUAGCUCAGCAGGGCUACUGUUACAACCUUUCAGUGUAGCUCAGCAGGGCUACUGUUACAACCUUUCAGUGUGGGUACGGUCACCUUUCAGUGUGGGUACGGUCACCCUUCAGUGUGGGUACGGUCACCUUUCAGUGUGGGUACGGUCACCUUUCAGUUAUAGAAAUGGCAAGGUGCUUGUUGUGUAAUGUGCAUCUAUCCUUAGUGUCACUUCUUCUCACUGAUUUGGAAUGGAAUGUUGCAGUGUAGGUGUCAGGCAAAGAGGAAGGAUCCAGGAAAGGAAUGACUGCAUGACACACACACACACACACUUGUGUCACCCACUUCUCUGUAUCGGUCAAUGGAGCUAACGAGGUGGCAUUUUAGAUCUGAAAUAAAUGGUUUAUGAUUUUGUC